GCAACAUCGAGUUAGCCAAAAAUGGCCGAGUCUCCGGCUGGGUAUGAGAGGUACAUGAAAGCGGUCAUCCGCGAUGCUUCCGAGGACAAAGCUUCGGGUUCGGCAGACAAAUCCUUCAAUGGCAGAUUCUUCGAUGUGACGGAGCACUGGCUCUCGCCUAGCGAACCCGGCGAAUGCGUCCCUACCGGCCAGCUCCCUGACACGGCCGUCUCGAGAAGCCGCUAUGGAGAGAACUCCCUAUUACUACGACGGAUCCUGGUACCUCAGAAUCAGCCAAAGCUCCAGCUCGAAAUCCAGUCAACUUCGCUUCAGAAGGCCUUUAGCGACAUCACCGACGAUCUCGCGACUCUCAACGUCCAUGCGAACCCCAUUGUGAUCCAGGCACCGUAUCACGAGCUCUAUCACUUCCGCAAGGAGCUCAAGGCUGCGUGUCACUCCGCGAAGUCUGAGAAUCUAAGGCAGGAGCUGCAGCUUUUUCUCAACUUCGAGGACGAGCAUAUGGCUCGGGCAUCAAAUCUGAAAGAGAUCGAUAAUCACUUACAGCUGUCGCACCCAACUAUCCGGUUCGAGUAUCUUUGGGCCCUGUUUAAGCCCCAUGAACUCGUCCUCCUGAAAACGGUAGCCGCGGCGAGCUCGACCGUUCAGUCCUGCGCGGUGCUCGAAAGGUAUUGGGUCGAGCAAGGGGGAGCCGGCUUUACCUGGCUCAUCCAGGUCCGGCAUAUGGAAUUUGACGGUGAAGGUUUUGGCGUUGUUCAGGAAACGUUCAGGUUCCCCGCGUUCAACGGGGUCCUCAACGUUGACUCUCUGCCGGCGUACCCGUUGUCUUUCUGCACUGACCAACACGGAGUGAGGAAGGCCCUCGCUGAGACGAGCAAGGCCUACAUCAAGCUUUGUAAAGCGGAUCCUGUCGGCUCAUCCAAGACCCAAACCAAGGGCUGCCUCCGUGAUUACCGCGGACCAGUGUGGGUCUCAAGGCCGAAUGCUAGGUACAGCGGCGACUACAGGGAAGGCAUGCGGCUUUUUGACUCACCCGAAGAAAUGAUAUCUGGGCGCGUUCUCGUAGAUCCGGCGGGCUUCAUCCGCGAGAACCCCCACCUCCGCGGCAAAGCCGCAGAUUCGGUUACGAGCUUGGAAGAGCACCAACCCAUACUUGACCCCGAGGCUCUCGAAGGAGAGGAUUCAAUCUGCUUCCCAGCCACGAUUGCGGGCUACUCCCUCAGUACCAAGCACUGCGGAAAUUUCCACGUUGGAAGCUUUCAUGACGUCGCUUGGGAGGACGAUGAAUCCAAAAGCCUCCUAGACAGCUCGGAGAGGAUGCGGCAUGUGCACAGAAUCGCCGCAAAUUUCUCCUAUCACUCCCACUCUUUCGGUUACUCCAUCGGAGGGAAGGGGAGGGGGCUGGUCUACUUGUUUUAUGGUCCAUCUGGGACGGGCAAGACUUUGACUGCUGAGUGCGUCGCGGAGCAUCUUCACCGGCCACUGUACCGAGUGAGCGGUUCGGACCUGGGCUCAGACACAUCCGACAUCGAGGCCAGCCUGCAGCGAGCCUUCAACCGGAUCGCCCGCUGGGAAGCCAUCCUUCUCCUCGACGAGGCCGAUGCCUUUAUGGCGGAGCGUGGAGACGACAGCCUAGAGAGGAACUCGUUGGUUUCAAUCUUACUUAGGCUGUUGGAAUAUCAGUCCGGCAUCGUCAUGUUGACGACGAACCGGGAGGAUAAGUUCGACAAGGCUUUCCGCACGCGCAUCCACGUCACAAUCAGCUUCCCGCCAAUCACCCAGAAAGACCGAGAAAUCAUCUGGCGCAGCCAACCGAAGAAGAUGGGCGCCAGGGCCGCGGCCCUCUCUGACGAGGAAUGGCUCUCGCUGAGUGAGCUGGAGCUCGAUGGGCGAAGCAUCAAGAACGUGUUCCACGUGGCAGGGCUGUGGGCGAGGUCAGAUGGCGGCGAGGAUAACCCGGUUUUGUUGGACGACAUCAAGUCGGUGCUUCAGAUCGCGCUUGGAAACGCAUCUAAGGAUGUCAAGCGACAGCUGGAAGAUUUCGUGGGCCGUAAACUUUUGUCCUAAAUAACUCAGCUCCUCCCUGAUACCCAGUACCUAGAUUGUGGAGAGAAAGCAAGGGCGAGGCAAAUGCACAAUGAGCCAUACCCCGGAAUUUAAUGCCGAGAUAUUCAACAAGC
Messenger RNA from Gaeumannomyces tritici R3-111a-1, 2177 nucleotides. RefSeq lists its product as hypothetical. Lineage: Eukaryota; Fungi; Ascomycota; Sordariomycetes; Magnaporthales; Magnaporthaceae. Gene Ontology annotation, molecular function: ATP hydrolysis activity; ATP binding. The transcript has 5 exons. The record is from RefSeq and is a predicted model, not a curated record. The coding region runs from base 22 to 2064 and encodes 680 amino acids.